Aaosphaeria arxii CBS 175.79 is the source of this 2160-nucleotide messenger RNA. RefSeq names its product glycoside hydrolase family 20 protein. NCBI's taxonomy places the organism in Eukaryota, Fungi, Ascomycota, Dothideomycetes, Pleosporales. The transcript has 2 exons. Gene Ontology annotation, biological process: carbohydrate metabolic process. Gene Ontology annotation, molecular function: beta-N-acetylhexosaminidase activity. Bases 1 to 2160 code for a protein of 719 amino acids. The record is from RefSeq and is a predicted model, not a curated record.
AUGACGGUGAGGCUAAAGAACUUUUGGUUGUGGUUGGGAAUCUUUGUGGCGGCGACGGUGGUGCGAGCGAGAUCGGUGGGGAUACCGACUAUACCACUUGUUCCUGCCGCAGGUCGAUUUUCCCUGAGCAAUGUGGAGGCCAUUGUCGUCGACGGACGGUAUGCGGAUUCGGUGAACGACAAGGGCGAGACGCUCAUCCCACCGACGUUGGAGGAAUUCGCGAAGACUUUUUCUUCUGAUCUAGAAGAGCUGAAUUGGAGUAUUCCAAUCAAGCAAGGCGGUGUCAACGAGUCGACGAGCACAAUUUUUCUCACACUGGGCGAUCCAGCCGAUUAUCACGACGCAGCUGGUCGCGAAUCCUCCGAGGGCUACACUCUAUCGACAUCAUCGUCUGGCAUCACAGUCACGGGCGCAAGUCCCCUAGGAGUAUGGUGGGGCACCCGUACGAUCAUCCAGCAAGCCGUCCUGAAUAACGGGUCUCUCCCCUUUGGCACCGUCAACGACACUCCGGGAUGGGGUCUCCGAGGCAUGAUGCUGGACGCCGGACGGCAUUACUACCCUCCUGACUUCCUGAUCGAGAUGUGUGCGUACAUGUCGUUCUUCAAGCAGAACACCUUCCACCUCCACCUCAGCGACAACCUGUACAACAAUGAGAACUACACGCGAGAACAGUCGCUGGCGUUAUACGCAAGAUUCCGCCUAUGGUCCGACGCCAAAGAACUCGAAGGCUUGAACCAAUACAAGAACGAGUCGUACACGGAGGACCAGUUCCACGAUAUCCAGACGUCCUGUGCGGCCCGCGGCGUCACCAUCAUCCCCGAGAUAGAAGCACCAGGCCACGCGCUCGUUUUCGUGCAGUGGAAACCUGAACUGGGUCUUGCGGACGACCUCAGUUUGCUUAACAUCUCGCAUCCGGAUACGAUUCCUACAAUCAAGGGCGUCUGGAGUACAUUUUUGCCGUGGUUCAAGAGUAAGACGGUGCAUAUUGGUGCGGAUGAGUAUACCGCGGAGGUUAAUGAUUAUAAUGUCUUUGUUAAUGCUAUGGCGGACCAUGUACGCACGACGGCUGAUAAGUCUAUUAGGAUAUGGGGCACGUUUCCUCCGAAUUAUACGGAGCCUGGGUACGUCAACAUUUAUAAGAAUGUCACGAUACAGCAUUGGGCGUUCUUUGAGGAUAACCCGCUGUACGAUUACAUCUUGAAUGACUACUCGGUAGUCAAUUCGGAUGAUACAUUCUACGCUGUUCAGAAGUGGCCGGUUCCAUAUCCAACUUCUCCCAACGUCUCUGCUACGUUCUUGGGAAACCCGGAGAACGGAGGAAGUCUUUGGUACCCAAAUAUUUUCGACCGAUUCAACGCGUCCAACAAUCCCGCCCGUGACGAGCCUCGCGUUCUGGGCCAUACAGCUCCACUCUGGAACGACCACGGACCGACUGCCACCGUCUACUCUGAAGCAUACUACGCAUGGCGUGAAGCAAUCCCCGCCCUCGCCGACAAGCAAUGGGGCGGAGACAUUACCUCCGCAGAGUUCUACACCACACUCUCAUCCCUCCACGCCUCCAUCCCCGGCCAAAACCUCGAACGCAAAAUCCCUUCGAAGUCACCCACAAUCCUCAACUAUACUCUCUCCACACCACCCACAAAGCACACUUCCCCAAGCAACGUCGUCCCAGACACCUCUGGCAACGCCUACGACGGGACCACAGACUGCCCCCUCACGCCCUCCGGCUCCCUCAACAUCACCUCCACCUGCUCCCUCGAUACCCCCCUCUCCUCAAAGGGCAGAAACUACACCCUCACCCUCUCCCUCCUCAUCUCCGCCCUCACGAACCCUGAAAACGCAACACUCAUCUCCGGCCGGGACUCCACGCUCCUUCUCACGCCCAACAUCACGUUCUUCGCCAGCGGGUACUACUACAGCCUCAAUUCCACCCUGCCCCUCGACACGAAGAUCGAUCUUGAGGUCGUGGGGAGGGGAAAUAGGACGUUUGCGAGGGUGGACGGAGGGACGGAGGAGGAGUUCACGGUGAGGUUGGGGAUUUAUGGGAGGGAGGUGGCGUGGGCGGGUAUGCCGUUUGAGGCGCCGGUGAGGAGGGUGGGAGGGAGGGAUGCUGGGUGGGAGGGUGAGGUUUUUGGGGUUGCGUUGGUUGAUGGGUCGUAA